Molecule: messenger RNA, 1521 nt
Organism: Quercus lobata
Lineage: Eukaryota; Viridiplantae; Streptophyta; Magnoliopsida; Fagales; Fagaceae
Product: protein ALTERED XYLOGLUCAN 4-like
Exons: 4
Coding region: 1-1521 (506 amino acids)
Cellular component (GO): Golgi apparatus
Molecular function (GO): O-acetyltransferase activity
Source: RefSeq, a predicted model, not a curated record
AUGGUCAUCAGAGGUGACACCAUUGCAGCUAUGUGUAUGCCCCUACCUGGUCAGUAUAUGAGUUUAGAGAUUGAAAACAUUGCCAUUGAGAAAGGAGUUUUAUUAGCCAAAGAGAUGGGGCUGCAACAGAUCAUGAUAGAGACUGAUGCACUCACUGUGGUUCAAAGUUUGGCAGCAGGAAUGAAUAUGAAGUCUUCUAGUACUAUUUUCAAAGAGAAAAAUCAGUUGGGCAAAGUGGAGAGCUGCAUCAACAUGGGAAGACCCGUACAUUUCAUGUUAUCUUCUUUGUUCAUAGCCACCAUUUUCAGCAUCUUCCUCCUAUAUUCUCCAAAACCUUUAAUUGUCAUCUCCAAAAACGGCCUUGAUCCUGUCCUUAAACAACAACAAGCAUCAUCACCCACGCAAGGCCAUGAUUCUGUCCAAAAACAACUUGAUCAAGACAAACCCCAUAAGAAAAAAGAGAAUUGUGACUUGUCUAAAGGUCAUUGGAUUCGAGAACCAAGAGGGUCUUACUUCUAUACCAAUUCAAGUUGUGCAACAAUCCCUAAUUCAAAGAAUUGUUUCAAGCAUGGGAGGAUGGACAAGGAUUUUCUCAAUUGGAGAUGGAAACCUGACCAAUGUGAACUGCCACGGUUUGAUGCCAAGUCAUUUCUGCAAAUUGUGCAAGGAAAGACAAUGGCAUUUAUUGGUGACUCUGUUGCUAGGAACCAUGUGGAAUCCCUUCUAUGCCUAUUGCCACAGGAGGAAAUUCCAGAAGACAUUAACAAGGAUUCAGAUGACAGAUUCCGGACAUGGUACUUUCCUCGUAGUGACUUCACCCUUAAGGUGCUUUGGACUAAAUUCCUCAUAGCAGGUGAGGAAAGAAUGAUCAAUGGUACAGCUUCCGGUAUUUAUGACUUGCAACUUGACAAGGUUGAUGAUGGAUGGGCUAAACACCUUCUAGGUGUGGACUAUGCUAUUGUUUCAUCCGGGCAUUGGUUCUUCCGAAUAUUGUACCUACACGAAGGUGACAAUGUAGUAGAAUGUGUUUAUUGCAAUGAACCAAAUGUUACUGGUCACCACGUUGAGUUUGCUGUUCAAAUGUCGUUUCGAGCUACGUUUAACUACAUCAAUGACUGCAAGAAUUGCAGUGGCCUAGUAACUUUGUUAAGGACAUUUACACCAGCCCACUAUGAGCAUGGGGCAUGGAAUACCGGAGGCUACUGCAACAGAACAGGACCUUUCAAUGAGACUCAUGAGAUAGACAUUGCGAGUUCCGAAUGGAAAGUGAGGAAUGCUCAGAUAGAAGAGGUUGAAAGAGCAGGAAAAGUAGGGAAAAACCAAGGGAAGAGAUUUGGCGUUUUAGAUGUUACAAGGGCCAUGCUGAUGAGACCUGAUGGGCACCCUGGAGAGCAUUAUAACGAAACAUGGCUAGGAGGUGCCAAGGAUUGUGUUCAUUGGUGCAUGCCAGGCCCAGUUGAUACAUGGAGUGAAAUUUUUAUGGCAGUUCUUAGAGACCAAGCAGGGUUGAGUUCUUGUUAA